AUGGCCACCACUCGUCGGGCCGGCCCGAGCCCCAGCCGAAAAUACCGCAGCGACCGGCCGCCUUACUGGAGCUGGAGGACAUACUCAAUGUCAACACUUCCAGAGUUCCUGAACCGGAACCAGAAUCAAUCGUCAAGCCUCCCUGGAAACCACUCGAUAUUUCACCACAAACGCACCUUCUGUCCACAUUUUGGCCAGCCACCAUCACCUGAAGAAGAGCUGGAGGAGCAGGUGCUGUUGGACUCCAUUGAGUGGCACUUGCUUCCCUCUGGCUAUACACUACCAAGCUUGUCCCAGACAAGUGACCCAGCCCAUAGUCUGUUUAAGAUCAUAUCAAAAAAGGAUCAGCGUUGGUACGUGGGUGACCAGCUGGAAGUGCUGGUCCACCUGCAUGACUUCAAGGGCCAAGCUAAACGCUAUGGUGGAGAUUUCCUGUUGGCUCGGUUAUAUUCACAAGAGCACGGGGCGGCUGUGGUCGGGCAGGUACUCGACCACAAGGACGGACUCUAUACAGUUCGAUUCCCGUUGCUUUGGGAGGGCUCGUCACAGGUCGAGGUCAUUAUGGUGCACUCGAGCGAGGCCAUCAACGUGCUUCAUCGGUUGAGGGAAAAACGGCCAGACCGGGUGUACUUUGCCAGCAUCUUUCGCCAAGGCGGCAAAUCUCAGACAACAGUGUGCGGGAUGUGCCUUCCACAAGGCCAAGGGGCACUCUGCAACUACACAGACCCACAUUCUGGUGAGCCAUGGUACUGCUAUAAGCCCGAAAAUCUCAGCUGCGACACCAGAAUCAACCAUUUUAAGGGAGGCUACCUCAAAAACCUCAUCACCAAAGAGGAAGAUUUGCUCUUUCAGAGUGGCAUAAAUGUGAAAGUUCCCAUCCACUCGUCUUCAAUAGACACCAUUGAUGUGCUGCCUUCAAAGAAAGGUACUACAGAUGUCCAGACCAGCAAUGUGAAGCAGCUGACAUCUGGGUACUACUACCAGGAGUCGUGGCAGCCGCUAUUGGGUGGAAUCAAUAUGCGUCAGUUUGACAAGGUUUCCAUUACCAAGUGCUUGACCAACAAGUUGGUCUACUUGUACGGCGACUCCACCGUUCGCCAGUGGUUCGAAUAUCUUCUACCUUUAAUUUCAGAGAUGAAGGAAUUCAACCUGAUGACUCAACAAAAUGUGGGGCCUCGAAUAGCAGUGGACAGCACCCACGACAUUCUCCUGACGUACCGCUGCCACGGCCCACCCAUCCGCUUCAAUACUGUCCUGGCUAGCGAAUUGCGCUACAUCGCCAAUGAGCUGGAUGGCCUGGGUGGCGGUCCCCACACAAUAGUGGCAAUAAGCAUCUGGUCUCACUUCAGUACCUUCCCUGUGGAUGUGUACAUACGCCGCCUCCGGCAUAUCCGCAAGGCAGUGCUGCGACUCCUGGGCCGUGCACCGGGGACAACAGUGGUGGUCCGUACGGCCAACCCUCAGGCCCUGGAAGGGGAUUACAGCCUGUACAACAGCGAUUGGUUUUCUAUACAACUGGACUUCGUGCUGCGUGCCAUGUUCAAGGAUCUUGACGUUAUCCUGGUGGACGCCUGGCAGAUGUGCGUGGCACACGGCCUUCCUCACGAAUUACACCCUCCACCGGCCACUGUCAAAAGCAUGGUAGACCUGAUGCUUUCCAAAAUUUGUCGUGACUAG
Messenger RNA from Nerophis lumbriciformis (worm pipefish), 1677 nucleotides. The record is from RefSeq and is a predicted model, not a curated record. Lineage: Eukaryota; Metazoa; Chordata; Actinopteri; Syngnathiformes; Syngnathidae.